Messenger RNA from Orussus abietinus, 4193 nucleotides. It is a transcript of the gene Cln7, whose product is annotated as major facilitator superfamily domain-containing protein 8. Gene Ontology annotation, biological process: transmembrane transport. Lineage: Eukaryota; Metazoa; Arthropoda; Insecta; Hymenoptera; Orussidae. Bases 1609 to 3300 code for a protein of 563 amino acids. Gene Ontology annotation, cellular component: lysosomal membrane. Gene Ontology annotation, molecular function: transmembrane transporter activity. The transcript is spliced from 12 exons. The record is from RefSeq and is a predicted model, not a curated record.
CUUUAGUCAUUAACGUAGGACGGUGCCUAUAUUAAGGAAUGUAAAUCUCAAAUGUUGAUAACGCUGCAUCUCGUUUGUAAACAUCACAUAGAAGCACCUAACAAUACAUUCUGGGCAUGAGUAAACGUAUAACAAUUUGUCUAUUUUGUCAGUUUAAAAAAGUGGUACUAAAUAGAUUACAUAGUAUAAAGUAAAAAAGAAUAAAAAGUAUUAAAAAAAAGAUUCCAUAAAUGAUUCAAUAACCCUUUGUAAAGAAACAUCGGAUGAAAAAUACCCAAAGGGAUUUCUGUAGGUUCCAAAAACAAACGGAUAAAAAUUCAGCGAUUUUCAGAGAAGUUCAAAUAAAAAAAAGAAAAAUACGAGCGGAUAACCACUAUCAGUGUUUUUGCUUUAUGGAAAAGGGUAGAGGUAUUCUUUUGUCAGAAUUACGCCGCGAGAGGAAACGGAGGUAAUAAAGUGUUUUCCGUGAAUGUAGGAAGGCAUUCUCUAGGCAAAGUUACGCUGACACGGGGAAAUUGGAAAAUCACGAAUAACUCCGUAAAAUGGAUCGCGAAGACACGUCAGUAGUGGUUGUCGCGACUCUAGCGGCAAAUAAAUGAAUGAAACCUGAGGAACCCGAUAGGUCUCUCCUGAAUUCUUUACAUACAAUAUUUACAUAUAUCGACAUCGACAAUUCCACCUAAUCAGGGCAACCGCACAUGACAGCAGUCUGUCAUUGCGUUAAAUCGGUGCAAAAGUGAAACUUCUCCCAGUUUAAGUUCAUAAUGUUUCAGUUAGAUGUCCAUCUUUCUUAACGUAUCUUCUAAAAUAUCUUAAAUACUUUACCCAAUACCCUGGAAAAAACUGUCACCAGUUUGCGGUCGAAUAUAUGGCAACACUAUUUACUCGAUUUCCAGGUAAUCGUUUUGCCGCGGAUAGACUCACGGCAACGAGAUCGCUAAACAAUUUGUCGACGGUGCUAACGCAAUGGCGCGUUGUUUUAGCAAAAGAAAUCCAAGAUAGUUACUCGUGGACCCAAGUGCGGCGCCGCGCGAGUCUACUCUCCGCCUCGUGAAACGAGAGGGUCUGGGGAGCGGCGAAGUAGCGCGCGGGACGCUACAUGUGGCCGUGGUCACGCAAUGGUCGGGCAAUGGUCGGACAGUGCACGCGAGUGACUCGUCCGUUGACCGCCGAAUGCGACGGGUCGGUCGCUAUUUCUGCUCGAAAAUCUUCGCGGCGUCGCUGCCAAGUCGUCCGCGACGUGGAUCUCGCCGAGGCUUUCUCCGAGUAGUCCCGAGUAGUCCCGAGUAGUUCCGAGUAGUUCCGAGUAGUCCCGAGCAACGCGCGAUCAUGUUCCACUCUUCGUCCCAGCUGUGCCGUUGGCAGAACUGACGACGUAAAGGCAGAGGUGCCAAGUAUAUCUUUGGCAUUGGAAUGUUUUCCUGGCUCCACUUACAUGAUUUUUAAUGAUCGAUCUCUACUAGCAACGUGAUAAGAUCAAAAGGUGACUUAACGAUGAGCAAUAUAAGACAGAAGACUAGUGAUCACUAAUCACUGAUCAAUUACAUUCUUAAAGUGUAGUCACUAAUAUUAACGGAGCUCAUUAGCGCUCCACGAGCUUUUAUAUAAAUGGCUGGAAAGGAAGCAAGCACUACCAAUGUAUCCGUUAAAUCGGAACAUCCAGUACACUUGGGAGGAGAGUCGUCAUCGUCAUUCUGGCAUCACGUGAUAGAUUGGUUCAGAAAAGUCUGUCGUACAAAUCGAUCUCCGCAACAUGACGAUGAUCUCGAAACAGCUCAAGAAAGGCGGGACCGAUGGAAAAGCAUUUACAUUAUUUACUUUACCAUGUUUCUAAUGUCUCUCGGAUUUAGUAUCAUUCUUACUGGAGUAUGGCCGUACUUAGACAAGCUUGAUCCCACCGCUGGAAAGGAAUUCAUGGGAUAUGUGGUUGCUGCAAACCCCCUUGGUCAGAUGUUAUUUUCGCCAUUAGUUGGGUGGUGGGGUAAUAAAAGAGGGUCGGUGAGAUUGCCUCUUUUAAUAACUCUGGCACUUUUCACAUUUGCAUCUGCUGGUUAUAGUGCCCUUGAAGUUAUACCAGCAAAUCGCAAGUAUACAAUGAUCGCUGCAAGGUUCUUCGUUGGCGUGAGUUCCGCAAAUAUUGCGGCGGCAAGAUCAUAUUUAUCAGCAGCUACAAAAUUAUCAGAAAGGACACCGGCAGUUUCUAUGGUGUCUCUCGCACAGGUGCUAGGAUUUGUUGUUGGGCCUGGAUUGCAAGCAGCGGUAACACCGCUUGGAGAUGAUGGAUUCUACUUUCUGGGCUUGCCCUUUAACAUGUACACUAUGGCUGGAUGGAUUAAUGUGAUAAUGGGCGUUAUGAAUUUUAUUAUGUUCCUCCCGUGGAAUUUCAAGGAAUGCAAAAUUGCAGCAAGAGAGGCCAUGCGUGAUCAAGGAAAAACUUCUGAGGAAGAAACAUGGAAAUCUAUAAAACCUGAUUACUUAGCAUCUUGGACGUUGAUUUGUGCCUUUUUUGUCAUGGUUUUCAAUUUUGUUUUAUUAGAAACGCUUGGAACUUCUUUAACAAUGGACCAAUUUGCUUGGUCCAAAAAAGAAGCUUUAUAUUACAUGGGACUUUUAAUGAGCAUCGGUGCAAUCGUAGCGUGUAUCACAUUUGUAAUGAUCAAGCCACUUUGUGACAGGUUUGCGGAAAGAAAGGUUAUGCUUUGGGGCGGCUUCCUUUUCAUGGUAAUUGGACGAAUAAUUUACAUUCCAUUUGGUUCCGAAAUGCCAAUAAUCGCUGAAGUUGACCCACUUACAUUCACUACAAGGGAUAAAAAUGGUACGGAAAUACUUGGUUGUCCAAGUACUCAAGAAUGGUGCCGUUAUACUCCAAAAAUGACAGUACUGCAAUUUUUGGUGGGGUACGGAUUUACCACCACUGGAUACCCUUUGGGUGUCACUUUAAUCCAGACAAUCUUUAGCAAAAUUCUUGGACCUAGACCACAAGGGGUGUGGAUGGGGUUGAUGACUGGUGCGGGAUGUGCAUCCCGGGUUUUGGGUCCAGUUUUUGUCGGCUUAAUUUAUACGCGUUUUGGUACCUAUCAUACUUUUGGUAUUACUGGCGGAAUGCUGGUGUUAGCUAUGGUGUGGUUGCAAAUAGUUAAUAAGCGAUUGAUACCACCGCAGCAGAUCAACGGUGUUCCCGUUAAGGAGGAGGAACGAAAAGAGGUUGAGCUUCCUCUGGUACAUCGGACAUCAAAUAAUGUAGAUAAGGAAGACUCAGAGUCGCAAAAACUUGCUAAUGAUACAUUGAAUACCGUUUGAUAAUGCUCGACGCCAGUUUCACGUGGUGACUCGUAAAUAAUAUAUGUAGUAUAGAUUUACUACACACAUCAUGACUGCCAUUUUUUAUACUUACUGUAAUUGUAAUUCAUUAGAAGCCCUAUACUUAAAUGAACAACCGCUUAAUACUGAAACAUCCUGUACAAUACAGAUGAUUUUUUAUAUAUGUAGAUAUAAAGUCGAACUUGUGAUUAUACACACACAUAUAUAUCUAGAGUAUACGUUUACACAUACUUAAACUUUUUUACAUCUCAAAAUAUAGCCGGUGUACUUUUGGUGCGCGCAAACGUGAUAAGACUGUGGUAUGCCAUAUAAGACACUAAUUUUUCUAUAGGAAUGGAUCGUCAAAUCUGGUGCCUAAAAGUGACUAAAUCUAAGCAAUGGUUACCUGCCUAAAGUAAAUGUUACUGUAAUAUCAAUAGCUUAACACGAGAGAUUGCUUUUUAUAACUAUUUGAUACAGUAACAUAUAUUAAGAUCUUUAUAAUGAGUUACUGUAGUAAAUAAUUAAGCUAUGCCAACGAUUGUCGACGGAAUCAGCGUCAUAUUUAUUUCACGGGUAGUUCGAUCAUUUGAACCGUUGAAAGUAGAUAUUUUUAUGAACUUAUAACACUGUUUGAAAAGUGAUAUUAUCUACUACGAGAUAAGUACCUUGAAACAAUUCGUUUAACUAACGAACAUUUUUACCAAACUUCACGUAAGUCGUAGGUAUUCAAACGAAUCAUUGAAAUUAUUAAUGAAUUAAAAUUACGACCAAAAAUGUAUAUAUUAUAGAUUUAAAUAUUGAAGAGUUCUGUAUUGACGCGAGAAUGUAUUUCUAUAAAGAAUCGUAUUUAUAUAAGGAAGAACUUUGUAAUAAACUCCUGUGAAAGUGAA